Messenger RNA from Somion occarium, 1930 nucleotides. The record is from the annotation of a GenBank genome assembly. Lineage: Eukaryota; Fungi; Basidiomycota; Agaricomycetes; Polyporales; Cerrenaceae.
AAUGGGCUGUGAGCGAACCCUAACCUGAACAUCCACCGCGCGUACGAUGGCGACCGAAGAAACGCAGCUGGACAAGGUCAAAGAUGGUCUAGAGGGGACCAAAACAACAUGGAAGGCUUGUCAAACAAUCAUCGGGUCCGUGCGUGUCAGAUAAUUCCAGGCGAUAAUCCUGUGCGGCCUCAUCUAAGCUGGCAUAAGCCAAAGCGGACUUUGAAGCAGCUCGCAGGAGCCUGCCCAACGUUUAUAUAACAACUCCCUAUCAACCAACCACACUUCCCUUUCUCCCCUCAACUACUCUGAAACCUCUCUUGAGACUCCUUUAUAUCCUCUAAGAUGUCUGACGACGAAGGUGGUGGCAGGAAAGGCGGUUAUCGUCUCGACUACGCUCUCAACAACCGCACUGGUUGUAAAGGUGCGUCCGAGUACAACUUUUACCCCCUCUUCCCUGAGGUGCUAACGACCGCGUUUUUUCGCGUCUCUGUUGGUCUUAUAGGUCCCAAGCCAUGCCACGGUAUAUUUGUCUUGCGCUGCGUCGUUGGAGUGCCCUCACAUCGUCUUACAGGUACUAAACUCCUCAAGGGCGAGUUCCGCCUCGGAACUCUCGUCGACUUCAGGGGUAACACGUCGUGGGCCUACCGUCACUGGGGCUGCGUGACCAAGAAAGUCCUCAGCAACAUGAAGGAAGUCUUCGAAGACCCCGCCGACCUUGACGGCUUCGACGACCUUAAGGAGGAAGACCAAGAACGCGUCCGUGCUGCCUGGGAAGCAGGUCACGUCGCUGACGAAGACAUUCCUGAUACUGCUCGUAAACCCGAAGGCGAGGAAGGCGAGGAGGAGGAAGAGGAAGAAGAGGAGGGCGGCAAGAAGAAAAAGAAGGCCGCCAAACCUGCCGCCAAGCCCGCCGACGAGAAGGGCGUGUUCAAGGUGGAGUAUGCGUCUAGUGGAAGGUCGAAAUGCAAAGUAUGCAAGGACAUGAUUGGGAAGAACUUCUUCAGGCUCGGCGACGAGGUUGACUUCCGCGGUCGCAAGUCUCUAGCAUGGCAGCACUGGGGGUGCACCCCAUCUGAGCUAAUCUCCAAACUCAAGCGAUCAUAUGAUGAACCCAGCAACAUCGAGGGUUUCGAGGAUAUAAAGGAUGCUGAGAAGGACAAAAUUCGUGCUGCGUGGGAGGCAGGUGAAAUCCCCGAGGCAGACAAAGGUGUGGGCGAGCCUGUCGAGACCGAAAAGAAGAAGGCUGCUCCACGCAAAAAGAAGGCCGCAGCGGAAGAGGAGGAGGAAAGGCCUAAGAAGAGGGCUAGGAAAGCUAAGAAGGAAGAGUAUGAGGAAGAAGAGGAAGUGGAAGAGGAAGUGGAGGAAAAACCCAAGAAGAAACGCGCUCCCGCUAAGAAGGCCGCAGAGAAAGAAAAGGCACCAGCCAAGAAGCGUGCCGCCAAGAAGAAGGCUGAGUCGGAGGAGGAGUCUGGCGAAGACUUUGGUGAAGCUAUCGCGAAUGUGAGCAAUGGCGAAGAGGACGAGCUCUCGGAGGAAGAGGAGGAGGUCGCGCCGAAGAAGCGCAAGCGUGCUCCUGCAUCGAAUGCUAAGGCCUCAUCCUCGAAAGCUGCUGCGAAGCCGGCGUCGAAGAGGUCGGCAAAGCCUCCAUCUUCCCGAGGCAAAAAGCAAGUCCAAGCAUCUGAAGAGGAUGAGGACUAGUCCCCAUCUAGUGCAAUCAAUUGCUUCGCUCAAGAUUGACCUUCUGCCAUUGUGUCUUUGCUCGGUUGUCUUCGUUGUUGUCAUUUCCAGUGUUUAUGGUCUCUGUCAGUACGUUCUCUAUCGAUUGUCAUCUUCAGUGUAAUAUACGUGCGAAAGUAUCUUAAUCGUUAUAUCCUUUGUUGUUGCGGAAUAUGUUAAACGUCAAGUAUGGAUUCCCUGCCUCCGGUCGACAAGAUCUGGA